This is a messenger RNA of Dibothriocephalus latus, 366 nucleotides long. Lineage: Eukaryota; Metazoa; Platyhelminthes; Cestoda; Diphyllobothriidea; Diphyllobothriidae. The record is from the annotation of a GenBank genome assembly.
AUGUGCAGGGUGCGACUUGUCCAGCGCGCCGUGAUAUCCCUCUCAGCUGAGCAGCUUGCCCUCGCUCAACAAGCGCACAGGGUGCUCGCCCGUCUCUCCAGCGACGUGAACCGAUCACCCAACUUUGGCGUUCAGUACACUGGCGGCAAGCUUUCCUAUUUAAGCUCACCCGCAUCGACUAUGACGGGAUCGUCGCAGGAGGAGGAAUCCACAGGGACAGGAAGUUCUAACUCACCAAAGGGGGCAGUUUGUGUCGACCCCUUCACCGACUUGGCUUUUGAUCCCAACCAGUCACCUAUUUGUGCCCUCUUUGUGAUUGCUCGUCUGCCGAGUAAGUUCUGUAGGCAACAGUCGCUAUUCUUGUGA